GUAUUGUAAACCAGAGUGUGUGACUUUGAUAGACAAAAAGGUUGUAGCAACGCGAUGGCGGGAGACGCAAAUUUUACUCGUGAAACCGUGCCGAAACUGGACACGAGCCAUGGAUUUGUGCACUCUAUUAUCAAGAACCAGAUAGACCGAGACGAGUAUGAUAAAGAACAAAGAGUUCUCGCUAUGCAGAAGGAAGAGGCGAAGCGGCAAAGACGAGAAAGGCGUGCUGCACUACAAGUCUAUGUCCCCCCUCACCAGCGAAAGAGGGCUCUCGGUGCUUUUGAGGAAGAAAGCACAGAUUCACCUUGCAGGCCUUUGCUGGAGGUAGAGUUUGAGGCCAAGGACGGGAGCAUCUUGUACCUGACACUUAAUAAGGGAGAAGAUCUUAAAGAAGCAGUAAAGAGAUUUGCUGUCCAAGCCAACCUGGAGAACCACUUGCGUGAGGCACUAUACCAAAGACUUUUAAAUGAAGUGAAAGAUUUGUGACAAAUAGAUAACUUGUUUACUUUACAUCCUAGAAUAGCAUCUAUAUUUGACCCUCUUUAUAUCUCCCAGACCGAAGGCCAUAUAUUUCUCAAACCUGUUUUGCCAUAAACUUGUGAAUAUUUUGUAAAUAUAUUGUACAGUUAUAGACAAAAUGAUUUUAUGCCAUCUAGCAAGAUAAAGAUGAUGCUCAUGUUCUUUAUGCAUUUAUGUUGAAUGUGAAUAAUAGUGUUUGAAUAAACUGCUUUUAAUCUAUAAAA
Nematostella vectensis (starlet sea anemone) is the source of this 743-nucleotide messenger RNA. Its product is annotated as UPF0561 protein C2orf68 homolog. The transcript is spliced from 3 exons. The record is from RefSeq and is a predicted model, not a curated record. Lineage: Eukaryota; Metazoa; Cnidaria; Anthozoa; Actiniaria; Edwardsiidae. Bases 55 to 486 code for a protein of 143 amino acids.